AUGGAGUUUCAUGGGAUGAAGAGGAGUGAUUUACAAGCACUAUGCAAAAAGCAUGGAGUCCCCGCAAAUCUGAAAAGCAUCGAGAUGGCUUAUAAACUCACUUCUCUUCUUAGUGUGAAUGAGUUGUUCAGAAGUGGAAACAACAAAGAUAUUACUGAAGAUGAACAGUCAAAGAAUAUGUAUGAGACUGUCAAGAAAGCUCGAGUUGAGUCUCUUCUUGUUCAAAAUGAGUUAGCUGCCGAAGAAUUUGAUGGUUAUUGCGAAGGGGAGCUUGUCAAGGUUACAUUAUCAGGUAACCAGGAACCAAUCCGUACUGAGAUAACUGAGGCAGCAAUGGAGUUAGGAUCUGAGAAACUUUCACUGAUGGUCACGGAAGCGUACAAGGAUGCAUACGCAAAGAGUGUUAUGGAGGAGGAGGAGAAUGUAGUUGAUGGGAGAAAAGUUAAGAAAGUAAGGUUUAGUCCUGAGUCUGAGAAUCAAGUCUUUGAGUUUACACGCUCUGUUAAGAAACUUCCUAGGCGUAGUAGCCAAGGUGGUGGAAGUAUAGUAGAGCUAAGGCGGUCCAAGCGAAUUCUUACAGUAGCUGGAUGUAAUGGAACUGUGUCAAACUCAGUAAAUGGGAUUGUUGAGGCUGAGAAAGGAUCUUGUAGUUUGGUUGAAGAGCAUAACCUCCCAAGGCGGUCAAAACGACUUGUGGACAAAAGAAUAUGAAAGAAGAUGAUAAAGAUAUAAUUUACUUCUCAGCUAACUUUUGUCUUUGGUAUCAGAACAUCAUGGCUUCUCAAUUGUUA
Molecule: messenger RNA, 791 nt
Organism: Eruca vesicaria subsp. sativa (arugula)
Lineage: Eukaryota; Viridiplantae; Streptophyta; Magnoliopsida; Brassicales; Brassicaceae
Source: the annotation of a GenBank genome assembly